This is a messenger RNA of Schistosoma spindalis, 4175 nucleotides long. The record is from the annotation of a GenBank genome assembly. NCBI's taxonomy places the organism in Eukaryota, Metazoa, Platyhelminthes, Trematoda, Strigeidida, Schistosomatidae.
AAAUCUCAAAGAUCUGGCGGUCUUAUUGAGUCUAGUGGGGGGGGGGUUGUUCUGCUUCGUCGUUAGUCUUUGUCACUUGAAACCCAAAUUAAUGUCUAUUAUUUCUGUCAUACGGCUCUACUAGUUAUUCUUUUUCUGAAAUAUUAUUAUUUUUACCAAUCAUAAUUCUGGAUCGUCUCGGCUGUUGUUUGGCAACGUGUAGUCAGUAACAUUAUGGUUAUUUCGUAUUCGUUUACAGUUAAACUGGACCACUCAUUUUAAUUUCUCUGUUGGCGUUAAUUCUUAAUUGUCUAGUUGAGAUAUUUUACGCUUUAUCUCCUAAACCAUUCUAUCAGGUACAAAUUUAACUUCCUAUUUCAUUAAUCCUUAACUGCUGUCGUACAUCGGCUGCAUACUUUGUGUUUGUUUUGGUCGCUAUUCCACAAAUUUAUGGGUUAAAGAAAUAAGAUGAUUGUUCCUAUUUCAAUUACGUCGGAUUAUAAUUUUUAUGCACAAAUUUCAAGGCUAAGUCAUCUGCAGGAUAAAUGAACGCAUGCAGACAUGGCCGUAUUGGCCUAGAAGGAGUGACUGAUGGACAAUCCUGUGCUGCUAAGUGUUCUCUAGCAUCCGAAACAUCACCCAUUUAUUGUCAGGAUAAGGAUUCGGGGAACUUUUGUGUAUGUGGUGCACCUGGUUGUAGUACGAGAAAAGUUACUAACCGUCUUAAUAUGGAAUCGGAUAUCACUGAGCUGGCUCCAAGCAUAGAUGGUGCCUCAACUACCAAUCUCCCUGGCCAGUACCAAGAUACAUCAAAACCAAAGUUGGGUACGUACGUUAUUGAAAGAACCAUUGGGAAAGGGAUAUUCUCGUCAGUCAAGCUCGCCAAGCACACCAUAACUGGAAUAUUCGUAAUUUAUGUUAGUUCCCUCUCUUUUGACUUCGUAGGUUGCAAUAAAAAUCGUUGACAAAUCCCGUCUAAGUCCUGAAAAUCUUAAAAAAAUAUACAGAGAAUCUGAUAUUUUAAAGGAGCUUCACCAUUCAAAUAUCGUAAAACUUUAUCAGGUUAUGGAAACUCAGCGACUACUCUGUAUGGUAAUGGAGUAUGUUUCAAAUGGCGAGCUAUUUGACUACAUAGCCACAAAUGGAAGAUUUUCUGAGGUUGAUGCUCGGAUCAAAUUUUUGGAUGUACUUUCGGCUGUCGAUUACACUCACUCUUGCGGUAUUGUACAUCGAGAUCUAAAGGCUGAAAACAUAUUGCUAGAUUCAGAAAUGAAUAUCAAAUUAGCGGAUUUUAGCUUCGGCACACAUUUCAACUCACCUAAUCACCUUUUAACUACGUGGUGUGGUAGUCCUCCGUAUGCUGCACCAGAAAUAUUUUUAGGCGAACCAUACAUUGGAGUGAAAGCAGAUAUCUGGAGUUUAGGUGUUAUUCUUUACGUCAUGGUGUGUGGUGCUCUUCCAUUCGAUGCCCAAUCUCUUCCUCAUUUGAAAAAUCAAGUCCUUUCCGCCAGUUUUCGUGUUCCGUAUUGGCUUUCUAUGGCAUGUGAACAAGUAAUACGUAGUAUGUUGUCGAAAGAACCGAGCGAUCGUCCGACAACAAAACGUAUCAGUCAAUUUCCAUGGUUCACGUCAUCAACAAUUCCACAUAAUCAUUAUCACGAUAAACUAAUUGCAAAUGUUAUGUCUAAUUCAUUGGCCACAAUGCAUUUAACUAAUCAACCUGUCCCUACACAGACAACGUUACGACAAACAUUGUCACCCUGUGGUGCUAAUACAAAUAUUUUAAAUAAAUCCACGGACUGUGAUUUAGUUCAACCCACGUUUAUUUUGAAACAUUGUUCUUGUGAUUGCUCUUCGAAAUUCUCAUGGAGUAAAGACGAUCUACAAAGUCCUGGGCCUAAUUUAGCGGCUGAAAUGAAAGUUGGUAAACUAAAUGAAUUAGUUAUUAUGAUUAUGGAGUCUUAUGGAAUGUGUCGCACUCAAAUUCUCAAAUCACUUCUACGUUGUGCUUACGAUCAUCUGACAGCUACUUACCUCUUAUUGGGCGAGAAAUUACGUUUGCAUAAUCUGAACAUUGAUUCAUCGACCACACCUAUUACAGAUUCUGGAAUAAUUAUACCUAAUUGUGACCAUCCAACAACAUCAUGUUAUUCAAUUAUGGCUCCUGAGCAUAAAAGUUUCAAUACCAGUCCUGAUUCUGUUAUGAUUCCGAAUUCUAUUCCAUCACCCCAACCAUUAUCAUCGUCGAUUUCCGUACCACAACCAAACUAUUCAGCUUUACCUACAAGUAUACCUCCAGUUUUCCCACUGUCCUCCAUAAAUUCAAUGAAUAUGGACCUUCCUUUAUCUAGUUGCUCUUCAUCUAUGGAACGAUUAGAUGAAUCUACAAAUAAUCUCAACUACUUUGCCGAUGCCUCAAUCGAUAAUAGUGAUCAUAAGGACAGUGAUUCCCAAAUAAUCGAUAAAAAAGAAAGUGAUAAUUUAACUGUUGAUUCAGCAUAUGGUGUUGCUUUACAGUCCACAUAUGUUAAUAACUCUGCUUCAGAUCGUGUUAUACUUCAGUCUUGUUUGCCUGUAGAGGAUGAAAUAAGAAUUGUCAGUGGUGGUACUGGUAAUGUUACUGUUGGUGACAGACCGCAACAUCGUGUUUUAGCUAGACGAAAAUAUGGAAUUUGUAGUCCACCAGCCUGUUUAGAAGAAAUAAAGCAGGCAUUGAUUUCACAAAAUCACCAGACACCACUCACACAUGAGAGGAAUAUUACAGAUGAUUUACCAUGAUUAUUGAUAGUGAAAUAGUACCUAACACAUGCCUAUUCCUUUCUAAAGAAAUGAUAAUAAUGAGAUGGAUUAAUUGUAUUUUAUUUGUAUUGAAAAGUAAUCAAUGAGCACAAAAUCGUUAGAAAUUCUUGUUUUUUUACCAACAAUAUGUAAUUAUAUCCCCCCACUCAAUCCCUUGUUCUCUAAAAAUUGUUUUCUCACAUUAUGGGAUGAAUGCAAAGCAAACAUGUAGACAGAUGUGAAAACCCACAAGAGGACAUACACCAUCAUCAUUAGACCUUAUUUUCUCAUAGUCUUUCGCGAUAUAAUAAUAACUCCAAUAUUCGUCACUUAAUUUCAUUGCUUUUCUCGUUAUUUUUGCAUUGUUUCACAGAUAGUUUUUAUUGGCUUGUAACAUUUUUUUUCUGUAAAAACCAACUAUGUACUCAAUCAAAGAAUCUAGAUAUAUCCUAUCCUACAUGAACUGUCAGUUCAAAGGUAGAACUUGAUUUCAUUCACACUACAAUAGUGUUGACCAUUCCUUAUGUUGUUCUCAUCAUGGUGAUUUUUCCUGCUCUUAUUUCUACGCUUCUCCGUUUUGUCCAAACAAAGUGUUCUUCUUCUAAAUACAGCAUUUUACCUUUUCGAUAUCUAAUUACCAUUGACUUGAAAAUUGUGAAUACAUAUUCGCACUAGCUAAUAAAAUAAUAGAUAUCGUUUCUACUGAACUUUUAAUGAAAUAGCACUUGUCAUAUAAUUCAUGUUUUGCAUGUGUAUGUGUGACUUUACAUAUGUAUUCAUUAUAUUAUUAGAGAUAUAGAUUUACUCGAUAAUUUGGUAUUAAUUUUCCAUUUGUCUAUCUUCCAUGUAUCAUGCGAUGUGUACAUAUAAGCUGUGUAUUGUAUAUUUUAUGAAAAAAACCGGAGUAAAGCUUACUAACUAUGUAACAAGUUGUAUUGUGUAUACUUGUACUGAUAGGAUGAUUGUGUCUAAGCUUUAUGUUUCGAUUUCCUAUUCAUUGCCAUAUUUUCUAUUGUUUGAGCGCUUUUCUUAACAUAUGUUUAUUCACACACACACGGAGCUUCUGUACUCUUCACAUCCUAGUCCUAAUACGGAAUAUGUUUACAUAUUGUUUUCUUUUAUUGACUCAAUACAUACAUAAACAAAGCAAGAUGUAGUGUGGUUAUGAAGUAAUAAACGCAUAUUAUCGAUUCCAUGUUGUCUGACGAUUGAGUACAUAGCUCGAAUAAAGCCAAUUAUCAUCAAGAAAGUAAAUUCUUGAACAGCUAUACUUUCAAAAUUUUUAGGUUUGUUUAACAUAUAUAUGGGAAUGAUCAGCAUUAUAAGAUAUUUUCCACUUUUUGAUGCUCGGAUGUAUUAAGUACCAGGUGAUCACUUAUAAUGAUGAGUCAAUUAAGAAGUCUUGAUUCAAAUGUUCA